AUGAAGAUUUUCGGAUGUGCUUUGAUUUUUGCUCUUGUCUUUAAGACGGAAAGCAUGUCCAUAGAUACCGCUAUAAAGAAUGCUAAUAACAACAGUAUGGCAUAUGACUUGGUGUCCAGCGAGUCUUCUAGAAUAGUCAGGAAAGAAUUGGACAUAUUAAUGACUCUGGACGAUUUCCUCGCAGAAGAGAAAGAAAGAAUGGAAGAAAAAAACGGUAAGAGGAAAAGAAGGAAGGCCAUUCGUGACGAAAGACGGAGGUGGCCCAACAACAUCAUUCCAUACGAGAUAGCACCUAGUACAUUCAGCUCUGCCGCCCUGGCCCAGAUAAACGCUGCCCUCGACGAAUGGAGGACACAGACGUGCCUGACCUUCCCUCUGAGAACUUCACAAACAGCUGCUAUUAGGUUUCAAAAUGGCGAUGGAUGUUCGUCUUUCAUUGGGAGAACAGGAAAUAUUCAACCUAUCAGCCUUGCAAAUGGAUGCAGAAUUAGCCGAAUUAUUACGCACGAGAUAGGACAUGCAGUUGGCUACUGGCACGAGCAGAGUAGACCAGAUCGGGAUGGAUUUGUUGAAAUACAGGAAGCAAACAUAGCUUCCGCUCUACUUUUCAACUUUGAAAAACAGCCCACUUCUCAGGUCAACACUUUUGGGGUACCUUACGACUACCUCAGUGUGAUGCAUUAUGGAGCCCGAGCUUUUUCAACCAACAAUGGCAUCACAGUCAGAACUAUCGACCAAUCCUUUCAAAACAUUAUCGGGAAUGCACCGGGACUCAGUUUCAGUGACAUUAAACUCGCAAAUUUAAUGUAUAACUGUGCUGCUUCCUGUCCUGCUCAGAACUGUCCAGGAGAGGGAUUUGUUGGAAAAGAUUGUCAGUGUAAGUGUCCCACUGGAGAUGCUAACAACCCGGUCCAGAAUUGCCAGGGUACGCCAGUAGCGACGUCUACAUCUGGACUUACAACCACCUCUAACAGCGUAGUGACAACUACAACAACGCCACCUAUUGAAGCUGCCAAAGUAUGUGAAGACAUGGGAAACAGCUGUACCUUUUUGAGGGAUAGUGGACUUUGUUCUAACCGCUUUGUAAGGAGAUACAUGGAGACUAAUUGUGCUGCUACUUGUGAAUAUUGUGAAGCGGGUCAGCCUUUAGGAGCAAACGAACAAAACAAUGCCUCCAAAGUUGGAUCCGCCACUUUGCUCUUCGCUUUACCAUUGGUUUUGAUAAGUAUUCUGGCUCAUAUGUAUGCUGAUGAUACAACUCAGGAUGUCUCAGAUAAGAGUAUAAAUGUUAUUGAAAAUAAAUUACAUAGCGAUCUUAUCAAUACGUUAGAAUGGAUGGAGAAAAACAAGUUAACAAUCAAUCUUUAA
Saccostrea echinata is the source of this 1368-nucleotide messenger RNA. Its product is annotated as blastula protease 10-like. The record is from RefSeq and is a predicted model, not a curated record. The transcript has 13 exons. Gene Ontology annotation, molecular function: metalloendopeptidase activity; zinc ion binding. NCBI's taxonomy places the organism in Eukaryota, Metazoa, Mollusca, Bivalvia, Ostreida, Ostreidae. Bases 1 to 1368 code for a protein of 455 amino acids. Gene Ontology annotation, biological process: proteolysis.